This is a messenger RNA of Phyllostomus hastatus (greater spear-nosed bat), 1827 nucleotides long. It is a transcript of the gene P3H4, whose product is annotated as prolyl 3-hydroxylase family member 4 (inactive). The coding region runs from base 88 to 1419 and encodes 443 amino acids. Gene Ontology annotation, biological process: peptidyl-lysine hydroxylation; collagen fibril organization. The transcript has 8 exons. Gene Ontology annotation, cellular component: endoplasmic reticulum. Gene Ontology annotation, molecular function: collagen binding; protein binding. The record is from RefSeq and is a predicted model, not a curated record. NCBI's taxonomy places the organism in Eukaryota, Metazoa, Chordata, Mammalia, Chiroptera, Phyllostomidae.
CUUGGCCCCUGCCCCGUCGGCCCGCCUGCGGGCCCGGCGCCGACGCUUUCUCCGCUCCGGGAGCCGGCCGGCCGGCGCGGUGGGGGCAUGGGGAGGACGGCUUGGGUGCUGCUGUGGCUGCUGCUGGGCAGCUCCGAGGCGCAGUACGAGAAGUACAGUUUCCGGGGCUUCCCGCCCGAGGACCUGAUGCCGCUGGCCGCGGCCUACGGGCACGCGCUGGAGCAGUACGAGGGCGAGAGCUGGCGCGAGAGCGCGCGCUACCUGGAAGCGGCGCUGCGGCUGCACCGGCUGCUGCGGGACAGCGAGGCCUUCUGCCACGCGAACUGCAGCGGGCCCACGCAGCCCGACGCCUCGGCCCUCGGGCCCGCGCCCGGCCCCGACGGCAGCCACGGCGACGAGUGGGCCCGCGAGCUGCGGCUCUUCGGCCACGUCCUGGAGCGCGCCGCCUGCCUGCGGCGCUGCAAGCGGACGCUGCCCGCCUUCCAGGUGCCCUACCCGCCGCGCCAGCUGCUACGUGACUUCCAGAGCCGCCUGCCCUACCAGUAUCUGCACUAUGCGCAGUUCAAGGCUAAUCGGCUGGAGAAGGCGUUGGCCGCGGCCUACACCUUCCUUCAGAAGAACCCCAAGCACGAGCUAACCGCCAAGUAUCUGAACUACUACCGGGGGCUGCUGGAUGUGACCGAGGAGCCCCUCACCGACUUGGAGGCGCAGCCUUACGAGGCCGUGUUCCUCCGGGCGGUGAAGCUCUACAACAACGGGGAUUUCCGCAGUAGCGCCGAGGACAUGGAGCGGGCCCUGGCCGAGUACCUGGCUGUCUUCGCGCGGUGUCUGGCCGGCUGCGAGGGCGCGCACGAGCAGGUGGACUUCAAGGACUUCUACCCUGCCAUAGCAGAUCUCUUUGCGGAAUCUCUGCAGUGCAAGGUGGACUGUGAGGCCGACUUGACCCCCAACGUGGGUGGCUUCUUCGUGGAGAAGUUCGUGGCCACCAUGUAUCACUACCUGCAGUUUGCCUACUAUAAGUUGAAUGACGUCCGUCAGGCCGCCCGCAGCGCCGCCAGCUACAUGCUCUUCGACCCAGAGGACAGUGUCAUGCAGCAGAACCUGGUGUACUACCGCUUCCACCGGGCUCGCUGGGGCCUGGAGGAGGAGGACUUCCAGCCCCGGGAGGAGGCCACGUCCUACCACAGCCAGACGGCCGAGCUGCGGGAGCUGCUGGAGUUUGCGCACAUGUACCUGCAGUCAGAUGAUGAGAUGGAGCUGGAGGAGACAGAAGCGCCCUUGGAGCCUGAGGACCACCCAUCUGAUGCCGAGUUUGAGGGGGAGGGCGACUACGAGGAGGGCAUCUAUGCUGACUGGUGGCAGGAGCUGGACGCCAAGGGUGAUGAGGCCGAGGCCGAGCCGGAGCCUGAACUUGCAUGAAAAGAGGGCCAUCCCUGCACCUCUCAAGAGCUCAGGAAGCCUGGGCCCGACGGGACCACCCUCACCAGCCUGGGCAGCAGCAAGAACUAUUUAUUAAAAGUGUAAAAUGGACAUAGCUGGCCAGGCGCCCUCCGGUCCCACCUACGAGCGCCGCUCCACCGACCCCUCCUGCCUCCUCGCCGGGUCUAUGGGCCCCAGGACGGUGGUGCUGCGGGUGGCUGGCAGCCUGUCCUCCUCCCGGUGCACUUCUCCAGGGGAGACGAUUCCAGCUCCCCCUCGCUGGGGUCUCAGCUUGAACCGCAGAGACAGCGGAGGGGCAGCCGUGUCAUGAAGAACGCUGGGCCCGUAGUCCAGCGGCUCCUGUCACACAGGCCGUGGGUACUCAAUAAACAUUUCUGGUUGAAUGAA